AAAUAAUUUACUGAUUAGUGCUCGAGUGCCGAACGUCGCUACUACAAUGCACUGCGCUAGAUGAGACGCGUUGCUUCAAUUUGUCGCUUUGCGCGCCCAUCGACUAUCCAAGUCAUCGUGGGCACACCGCACUAGCCAUGAUGCCCAGUCAAUCUAUGGGACAAGAAGCGCCGGACCAAGUCAUGACGGUCGGCCAACCGUCAGUCCUUGAUCGUGAAAAUACCCAGCAUGAAGUUCUGGAUCUGCUAGUUGGCCUUGAAUCUCUACCAGCUGAGCUUAUCAUAGAAGUUUGUGGAUCAUUGGAGAAUUCCGACAUCCGGGCGCUGCGCCUGACAAGCCGAGCUUUGAGCAGGAAAGCAACGUCGCCGACGUUCAAAAAGCGCUUCCGCACUGGUCGCGUUCUACUGGAUGAGCAAGGACUGACCUCUUUCCGCGCAAUGACUAAGGAUGAUGGGCUGGGUUGUCUCGUCGACAGCCUCACAAUCGUAGGCGUCAUAGUCGCCCCUAAACAUCGUCUCAGCGUGUUUGAUAUCAAAGCCAGGCGGAUCGCGAAAUUGGAAAACGCACGUCUGGAGGAGAAAGCACUCGAAUGUCGCCAGUUCGAAAGCUCUGCUAUCGCUGAAUCGCUGUUGAAGGAGUGCUUCGAAAAUAUAUCGAGAAGUGGUCGGGGUCAGAGAAUGAGAAUCACUAUAACGAACGCAGUUUUCGACGUACACCAUGCGACUUCGAGCUACCAGGAAGUUGCUUAUGACGACCGUGCAUUGUCCUCGGUCGAUAUUGCCGGAGCAUUUGCAUUCACAACAACGAUGUCGGUGCUUCAGAAGAGCUCUCUGGACGUGGCAACGUUAUGCAUUGCAGAUCCAGUCCCACCGAGUGCUUUCUCAGGAAUUAACUGGGGAGAGGAAGUGCAAGCCGGCAUCAAACAGAUUGGGCAAUUGUAUCUGUGCUUGACAACGAAUGUAGCAGAUUCUGGUGGUCCUAAGACGACAAACAAAACCCAGCAAGGGGGGAAGACAGUGUUAGCAUUGCCAGACCGGAGAUUGACAGACAUUGAAGGCCACGCCGGCCUGACACACUUCUUGUCAAUACCAUCAGAUCUUCAUUACCUCACGAUUAAUUACGUCAAAGAGGAUGGUAGACCUUCCGCUCGACCAGGAACAAGUCAGUCAGGUCUCAUGAUGUCCAGCAUUCUGAAAGGCGAGAGUUUGUCGAGGGUGCAAACAUGCAGCGUAGAAAACUUUGAAAUACACUGGGAAGAGUUGUUGAAGUUUCUGGCGCUCUGCUCCUUACGGCAUUUGCACCUCUCGGGCGUGAACUUGAUCCACGUUCCUGACCAUGAGCCCGACGCAGGGCAAGGACUGCUGGAAUAUUGUAGAAGUCUUUCUACGUGGGGCGAAUUCGAACGAUCGUCGGGGCCACCAGCCAAGUUCAAAAAGCUCCGUCCAAAGCAUCCUCGAACGCUAUCGUGUAGCUGCACAGCCAAGCCACAGGCUGAAAUAUGCCGGCAUUAUCUACCUCGCGCAAAUAAAUACUUGCACCGAGCCUAGUGUAGUUCACGUUUUAGGCGUCUGCACCUCCACAGCAAGAUUUGGACAAUUCUCCUCGAGUCAUUCACUGGAACCACGAGGAACAUGACACGUAAGGUCUGGACCCCAUCGCCUUGGAAUCAAAGUAGUGACUCGUCAUGCCGAGGGAGACUUGAUAUUUGUCAAUAUGCUUUAC
Molecule: messenger RNA, 1722 nt
Organism: Dissoconium aciculare CBS 342.82
Lineage: Eukaryota; Fungi; Ascomycota; Dothideomycetes; Mycosphaerellales; Dissoconiaceae
Exons: 3
Coding region: 138-1547 (469 amino acids)
Source: RefSeq, a predicted model, not a curated record